CAAUCGCUGCCCGGCAUGCCCGCUCCGCCGCGGGGCCAGACGCGGCCACUUUUUGUCCUGCUUUGCUUGCUGAGGCUGCGGCGCGGCGGCCAAGGUGACUCUGAGCUACAUAAGGCGGCCCGGGACACUUCGCGGCAUCAGACACUGUCCUGCUUCUGCUGCCACACCAACAUGAGGGUCCUGAGCAUCAUCCUGCUGGCCGUGGUGCUGCUGGUCGGCCUGGUCGCCGGUCGCCCCAACGAAAUCAUCGACGUGGACACUGACGCCUUCGAGCACGAGCAGAAGGGCGUGGCGGGCUCGGCGGUGCACGGCGAGUACGAGGCCCUUGACGCCCACGGCAACGAGUACGAGGUCAAGUACGUGGCCGACCACCUCGGCUUCCGCCUCGUCGACUAGACGAGGACUCACGCCGGCUGCCGGCUCUGUCGCCUCCCACUGUCUCUCGUCCGCUGUCACAACAACUCUUGAAAAAUAAAACUGUCCCGGUAA
Eriocheir sinensis (Chinese mitten crab) is the source of this 489-nucleotide messenger RNA. RefSeq lists its product as uncharacterized. NCBI's taxonomy places the organism in Eukaryota, Metazoa, Arthropoda, Malacostraca, Decapoda, Varunidae. Bases 16 to 396 code for a protein of 126 amino acids. The transcript is spliced from 2 exons. The record is from RefSeq and is a predicted model, not a curated record.